This is a messenger RNA of Magallana angulata, 422 nucleotides long. Its product is annotated as nacrein-like protein C1. Bases 34 to 372 code for a protein of 112 amino acids. The record is from RefSeq and is a predicted model, not a curated record. Lineage: Eukaryota; Metazoa; Mollusca; Bivalvia; Ostreida; Ostreidae. The transcript is spliced from 2 exons.
CACAGUUAAUUUUAUUUACUUGCUGCUUACAUCAUGAUUCGAUCCCUGAUUCUCCUGACCGUCUGUGUCGCCGCUGUACACUGUGCAUACCCACGUGGAUACAUCCCCAGAGGUGGUCGAAUUGGUGGAGGUAUAAUUGGCGGUGGGGCCGGGAGGGGCAUAAACGGAGGUGGUCACGGAUGGAACGGUGGAAACAAUGACAACGGAUUGAACGGUUUAAACAACGGAUUGAACGGAUUGAAUGGAAUAAACAACGGAUUAAAUGGUCUGAACGGAUUAAAUGGUCUUAAUGGAUUAAACGGAAACAAUGGACUAAAUAGAAACAAUGGAUGCGGUCCAUACGGAUGUGGACGUAACGGAUACCUCGGGUAGAUGGCGGGAUUUAAUUUAUAUACCAUGUAUUAUGUAUUUGCAUGAAUUUG